Molecule: messenger RNA, 3567 nt
Organism: Anneissia japonica
Lineage: Eukaryota; Metazoa; Echinodermata; Crinoidea; Comatulida; Comatulidae
Product: transcription factor VBP-like
Exons: 2
Coding region: 470-1267 (265 amino acids)
Biological process (GO): regulation of transcription by RNA polymerase II
Cellular component (GO): nucleus
Molecular function (GO): DNA-binding transcription factor activity, RNA polymerase II-specific; RNA polymerase II cis-regulatory region sequence-specific DNA binding
Source: RefSeq, a predicted model, not a curated record
GCUAGACACGUGACGAAUUUUGAAGAGUUUGUUCUCGAAUUUGACAUAGCCGGCGACCGUGACCGCACUCUGGAUCGGGUUUACCUUGAACGCAAAUAAAACAAGCAAGUCGCUUGAAUCCGAGCAUACAGUGUUGAACCAAGCCGUUGUAAUCACCACGCAACAAGGUUAAUUCUUCUCUAAUAUCUAGUGUUCCAUCGAAAGGUCUGGGUCAGCGGUGUUGAAACACAGCUUAGCGGUAGUUAGGUCAGAAACGGGUCCUUGGGGCGGUGGUCAAGAUAUUAUAAUAGACGUUCAUCGGUCAACGAUCGCCAGUUGACCAAUAGACUGACCACAGUUGACACACAAGGAGUAAAUACGAUCAAAAUCGAACUAAGAGAGUGUCUGUUUCAGAUUUAAAACGUGCAUUUGAACGGGGUUUAACAUUAUACGAGUUAUAUUGGGGUUUGAAACACUCCGCAGUGCAAUUAUGGAAACAAAGAGGCUGCUAUCUCCGACAAGAUUAACAAGACACACCGAUGCUGCUCGUGAACGGAGCGUAAGCCCUUCGUCGUCCGGUCACAUAUCACCGCCAACAAAGUCUGAAGCACUUAAUGGCAUAAGUUCAAGUGAUACAGUUUCACGGUUUAAUUUUGGACCUCUACACAGACGACCAACUCCGAUUCCUGUCAAACCGUUAGAUUUAAGUAAUUUUACGCGAAUGGGCACCUCUGCUGUGUCGUCAACAACACCUUUUAAAAUUUAUCCUUAUUCUCAUAUGUCUGCGGGAUCGGCGACUCCUACUUACAAUUUUUCACAAUUAGAUCAUUCAUUGCAUCAUCCGUCAUCCGCUUCCUAUCCGUCUAGUUAUCCGCCUGCAGUAUAUCCGUACGCACUUUCUUCCGAUGCACCUUUAACUUACAAUAGUCUGAGGUUGUCUGCGCUGUUGGUUUCCCGUAAACGAUCGCGACAAACUUCAGGAUUAGGAGGCGAAGGAAAGGCAACGUCGGUAUGUAGCGAUGAGGAGGGAGAUACAAAAAAGAAUAACCCAGUUCCAAUUAAAAAGUCUAAGGGUAUCCCGGAUGAAAAGAAAGAUGACAUGUAUUGGGAGAGGAGGAGGAAAAACAACGAUGCAGCGAAGCGCUCAAGGGAUACUCGACGAGCGAAAGAAGAAGAAAUAGCGAUUCGUGCAAUGUGUCUCGAACAAGAGAACUGGAAAUUGAGAACCGAAGUAUGUUGUUUAAAAACCGAAAUAGCAAGGCUGCAUUCUGUAUAUAAUCACUAUUAAGAAAUUCGAAUAUAAAGUACUGUAAAGGAAAUUUAAUUAUAAAUACUAACUGCAGAGGGCGCUUUUUGCUGCUUUUUCGAUGAGGGAGAAGAUGAGAUGAUGUAUCAACAUAAUUAUGCCGCAACGUUCCUUCUUUUUUCCGUGCAUUAUUUAACCUCAGGGACAAUUAUCGACGAUGUUUAUAUGUUUCACUAGUUGUAAUUAUAAUUGUACAUAUAUCUACAACGGACACUUGAAACAACAGAAACGAUGCCUAUGUGUUUUAAUAAGUUUAAAUUAAGAACAUUUGUGAUAUAUCAUCUCAUAUUUAGGUAAUGGGAAACUGUGAUUACAGAUUAUUUUUAGUUUUUUCACAAUAUGCCAAUUCAUGAAUACUGUAAUCCUAAAUAUGAAAACUUUAUGUGCCAAACUGAAAGUGAUUCGUUGAUUUGUCUAAUAAGAAUAAUUUUUUUAAAUGCUGACAUUUAUAGAAGUAAAUUAUUAUUAAGGUUAAGGUUACUUUUUUAAAUUUUCAAUCGUGCAUUUUUGUAUUUGUUAUAACCCAAAAAAAAACAUUUGCUGCAUGCAAAUCUAAGAAAAAUCUUGCAUUCCUGACCGCAAUUACUAAAAAGUAAGUAGUAAUGGAUUUUUGGGGUUGGGAGGACUUAGGGGUAGGAUGGAAAACAGUGACUGUCAACCUUUAAAGCUCAAUACUAAAUUAGAUUCCAAUAAUUCAAUGAUGGUCCCUCUCCCCGCGUUUUGCUGGAUCCGAUUCGGACUAGGAAUUGUUGUGUUAUUCAAUGGUUAAAUAAAUACGGGUUUAACUGUGAAAUAUUGCUACAACAAAUGCUGUAUGGCAAAUCUAAUAAACCUUUACACUAAGCCCUGUACGUUGGAUAUUGUUUCCAAGGUUACACAAAAAACAAAGCGCAAAUGUGUCUUUUUGGGACAUGCGCGCAUUCCUCCGUGUUCUGAUUGGUCAGUUAUGUUUGAUUGAGACUCCGGAUAGGUCUAUUGUUAGAUUGUUGCGCACAAUAAAUGUUUAUUCUAUUCAAUCAAUUAUUAACGCUAUCUAUAAUUUAGUCAAUGAUUUUACAAUGCCAUUUGUUGCCAAUUUCGUAGCUGAAAUAAAAAAUAAUUCAAUUAGAUUUAUUGAAAAGCUUUUUUAAUUUAAGAAAUGAAUUCAAAUAAUUAAUUGUAAACCCUUAAAAGGGAAAGUAUUUUAUUAAAAAUAUGGAAUAAACCUUACGCCGGGCAUAUUGUAUUCAGGGUUAUGUCUGUCAAACAGAGGCAGACUUUGAUCGAUAGUGUUUAUUUUUCAUCCUAUUUUAUAAAGACAUGUAAAGAGUUCUGUAUUAGCUGCGUGGCCCAAUGUCUUAUUGAGCUCGUUACAGGCCUUCUAUCUUAUACGUUGUGUAAAUUUGCAAUUUGAUUUAUGUCUUGAAUAAAGUACUGUAUUGGAAUACAACUACUUUUCCAGACAUAUCUGAUUUUAAAAAAUGAUCUUCAAUGGAUCUUUCUUCUAAGCCCUGCCCAUUGGAUAUUGUUGCUAUUAGUCUUACAUACGCGAACACGUGCGUUUGUUGGACACGCACGUGUUCCUGGCCCUUUCCUGAUUUGUCAGUGAUUAAGUUGGAAACCAUGCAAUGCUCUAUCUAUACUUCACCAAUCUGAUCAAACAUUUCUGUUGCGUCUGGUAGACACUAUUUUAAUCAUUUUGCCCGGCUUUUAAGCCCUAUUCUACGUGUAAUUUGUCCAUAAUAUAUGGGCAAGUAUGACAUCAUGUCAUAUAUGGAUGUAAUUUGACAGCCUGUCCAUAUAUGGGUAAUUUACACUAAUUUGUUUGAAUAGAGCUUAAAGCUCUGUACAAACUAUCAAAUUUCUUUGACAAAUAAACUAUUAUAAGCCCAUAUUUAGUCAUGAUGUGCCUAUAUAUGGUCAUGAUGUGCCUAUAUAUGGCCAUGAUGUGAUGUCAUCACGACAUAUUAAGGCAUGUCAAACAAAUUUGAUAGUCUGCACAGGGCUAACGAUUUAUGCUGCAUGAAUAUAGAUUGACAUUACAAUAUUUAUUAUUUCUGUCCAUAAUUAUGUUUAAAUUAAAAUAAGCCAUUAAUUCUUCAACUUGUUUUUCAAGAUAAGAAAUAUGGAGUUCCACCUUUGUUUUGUAUUUAUAAAUUAAUCUGUAAGAUUUAUACAAUGCAAUAUAUUAGAAAACGAUUUCACGAUGUUUUUGCAUAAGUAAUCAUGGUACUGUGUUGAAUGAAUUUGUUAAAAAUAUUAUUUUAAUUUCUCAAAUGAAAUAAAACGAAUGGUAAAGUGUA